GGUCACUGUAACGUCAGUCUGCUCAGGCGCCCGGUGCACGCAGCUUCAGCAGAGGUGUCUUGUCUUCUCCUUGAAAUCCUUUAAUCAUGGCACUGGCUGGGGUUAGAGUUAUUGAGCUGGCAGGCCUGGCACCCGCACCCUUCUGCGGCAUGAUCCUGGCAGACUUUGGUGCCAAGGUGAUCCGUGUGGACCGGACCAAAGUUCCUACGUCUUUGGACACACAAGCGCGGGGGAAACGAUCUGUGGCCAUCAACUUGAAGACCACGGAGGGUAUAGCUUUGCUCAGGAAGCUCUGCAUAAAGUCUGAUGUGGUCCUGGAGCCGUAUCGCAAAGGUGUUAUGGAGAAACUUGACCUUGGUCCACAUGAGCUAUUAAAGGAAAAUCCUCGGCUGAUCUACGCUCGCUUGACUGGAUAUGGUCAGAGUGGAUCUUAUGCCACCGUAGCUGGGCAUGACAUCAACUACACUGCCAUGUCAGGCCUUUUAUCCCGGCUGGGUCGCAGCGGCGAGAAGCCUUACGCUCCACUGAAUCUGUUAGCAGACUUUGGAGGCGGUGGUCUUACGUGCGCUCUGGGGAUUGUCCUGGCGCUGCUGGAGAGGACAAAGUCAGGGAAAGGACAGAUCAUUGAUGCUAGCAUGGUGGAAGGAGCAGCAUAUAUGGGUUCGUUUUUAUGGAAAUCUCGUAGUAUUGGUUUGUGGAACCGGUCUAGAGGAGAAAAUAUGUUGGACAGUGGAGCUCCCUUCUACGAUACCUACCAGACUUCGGAUGGACAGUUCAUGGCUGUUGGUGCCAUUGAACCUCAGUUCUACAAACAGCUGCUUAAAGGCUUAGAGUUGGAUGCUGGAGAGUUGCCUUCUCAGAUGAGCUUUGAUGAUUGGCCAGAGCUCAGACGAAUCUUCACAGAGCGUUUUGCCUCAAAGAGCCAGGCGGAGUGGUCAGAGAUUUUUGAUGGGACUGAUGCUUGUGUUACACCUGUGUUGUCUUUUGACCAGGUGAGCUCACACCCACAUAACCGGGAAAGAGGCUCUUUCAUGAAGGACUCCAGUGGGGAAGAAAGCCCCCGACCAGCCCCGGUUCUGUCUCGCACUCCUGCUGAGCCUUGCCUCACCUCCGACCCCGUUACUGGAGAACACACGGCUGAGGUCCUACAGGAGUACGGCUUCACAUCCCCACAGAUAAACCAGAUGCUGUCAGCAGGAGUCAUAGAGUGCAAUGCUGUGAAGGCAAAGCUGUAAACAAACAAUCAAAACAGUCAAGUUAUAAAUGUUUGAAAAUCACACAGUGGCACCACCUUUUAAGAUUUGAAGGAAUCAGUAAUUAAACAUGUGAUUGACAUACUGGAAAUAAACAACUGGUUUGGAUAAAGCAAAGCUACAUGCAGAGCACAUUUGAGUGACUAACAGUAAGAUUAUGUCUAACAUAACUGCGAACAAAUCAAAAGAGAAACUAAGAAAGUUAUUUUCUUUUCAUAAGCUAGGAUUUCACAGGAGGCUGCUGUGUGCAAAGUAAACAAAGAUUUUUACUAAUUCACUUCUGCCUAUGUGUUUUGAUUGGACAAGACGCCCUCAGAAUAUGUGAGUGAAUUUUUUUUUUUGCAAAGCACACCUACUCUAUUAAUCAUAAACUACUGAUAUCUGCUAAAUUAUCCAGCUCAGGGUGAGCAAUGGUCAUACAUAGCAAAAGAGGAUUGGAUAUCUCCUGAAAGCUCAGCAGUACCAAUAACUUUAAAUUAAUCAGACUUUGUUGUUGUUUUGCUCUCCCACAACAGCUUUUGAUUUGUGUGCACUAAUUCUGACACACAGAUUGUUUAGAAAAAAUGGUUGUAGCCAGACAUGAUGUCACCCACUAAAAUCAUCUUUUCAAGACGUUGGCUUGGGGUUUCAAAGCUCACCCUGCGUUUUUUUAUUCUAAAGAAGGCCAUAAUUUACACGAUGAAUGUCAAGCUGUAUUAAAUGAGAUCAGAAACCAGUGUUCGUGAUUCAUCGGUAAACUGUUUACUGAAGUUUUCAAUUAGCAUUAGGCUUGUUUAUAUCCAGAGGAGCUGCCCCCUGCUGGCUAAUUGAAAGAAUGAAGUUCUGAGGGACUUAACUUUUCAAAACCACAUGGAGACCUGUGUCUAACAUUCAGUAGAUCCGACUUUCGUGUUGCACUAACUGCACAUUUCAGAGACAGGAAGCGUUACGCCUACAAAGUGAAAGUAAAACUACUGCAUUGAUUAUGUUGACAGGAGGCAACUUGGUCCUUUUUCGUGUAAGUGAAGUUUAAGUCACUUACCAAUAUCUCUCUUGCAAGCUACUAAUGCAACUCUGCAAGCUCAAGUUAGGAGGCUCUGAAGAUGAUUCAGAUUGACUAAAUAAAUUACUCAGUAGCUCAUUGGGUAUACAUGUUCAGCUGCUUGUUAAUCCUAAUCCAAUUAGCCAGUCACCUGCUGAAGUUCAAACUGAGCAUCAGAAUGGAGAUGGAAGCUGAUUUAAGUGAUUUUAAACAGGGCACAGAUGUUGAUAUUUCAGAAACGGCUGACCCGGCAGGCUGGCUGCCUGCUCAGCCCUCUCUAAAGUUCAAAGGUAAUGGUCCUAAAAAGAGAAAAUAUCCCCUGAAUGGCAGUUAUUUGGGUGAAAAUGUUUGGUUGAUGCCAGAGCCCCGAUUAGAAUAACCAUUCAUUGCAGUCAGUGUAUGCUGAAGAGCAUUUGUGAAUUCACAACACCUCAGAUCUUGAAACUGAUGGGCUACAGCAGCAGAAGACCACACCGGGUGCUGUUCCUGUUAGAUAAGAACAGGAAAAAGGCUACAAUUUGACAGUGAAAGAAUGAUAACGCAUUGCAUGCUCCAAUGAGUCUCGAAUUGCAGGAAAUGGUCAGAAAUUGAUGUAAAAAACAAUUCUGCUUUGUAUCAAUGGUUCAUCGUUGUGGCGGUGUAAUGGUGUGGGGAAUAUUUUCUUGACACACUGGACCCUUGAAGCAACUGAGCAUCAUUUAAAUACCAAUGUGUCCAUGCCAGCUGGCCCAACCCCCUCUGUGACCCUGUGUUGGAUAAGAGUUACAUAGAUACAUGCAUGCAUGUAUGUCAGAGGGCCCGGUGGCGCCAGUGUCCAGCAGCC
Maylandia zebra (zebra mbuna) is the source of this 3097-nucleotide messenger RNA. It is a transcript of the gene amacr, whose product is annotated as alpha-methylacyl-CoA racemase. Lineage: Eukaryota; Metazoa; Chordata; Actinopteri; Cichliformes; Cichlidae. The record is from RefSeq and is a predicted model, not a curated record. Gene Ontology annotation, cellular component: mitochondrion. Gene Ontology annotation, biological process: bile acid metabolic process. Gene Ontology annotation, molecular function: alpha-methylacyl-CoA racemase activity.